AUGGAGCCUAAGAAUGAAUUUAAAUCUUCAAAUUCCAAGUCUAGUAGAAAUGAAAACUUUGGUGGUUUUUAUAAUCUUGGAAGCGGUAGUUUAGAAAGGCUGGAAACCAGAGUUCCAGAUGAUGUGAAUGAUUACUUGAGCCAAUUUUCAUUAAAAAGUUAUAUAUCGCAAAUAAAAUCUGUUAGAAGCUCAAACGAUUUUGAUUUAAAUAAAAAUAAAUAUGAUAAGAACCAAUUAGUCAAAUCUUCUGAUACUUUUAAUACCAAACCUUUGACGAAAUAUGAAAGGUUACAAAAACUAGAGAAGAGUUUAAAUGGAAUACAGUCCAAUGUUGAAUUGAAGAGAAGUACCAUCUUGGAGGACAUUUAUCAGAAAAUUAAUAAUUUGGAAAAUAAAAUAACUGAUUCAGAGUGUUCCUCCGGUAAAAUAAUGGAUCUAAUUGGUAAAAAGAUCGAGAGGAUUGAAAAGACCAUUGAAAUGGUAAAUACAAAGCAUGAAGAAGUUCUGAAUGAAAAGGCGGAUGCAAUAGAUAAUAUUUGUGAAAAGUUUCAUAACUCAUUAACACAAGAGCAAGAAAACUGGAGAGAAGGGGAAAAGAAUAUAUUGAACUCUGUAAAGGGCCAGAUAGAAUCAGUGAAGCAAGUUUUAUCAAGAUAA
This is a messenger RNA of Theileria annulata, 657 nucleotides long. RefSeq lists its product as uncharacterized. The transcript is spliced from 6 exons. The coding region runs from base 1 to 657 and encodes 218 amino acids. NCBI's taxonomy places the organism in Eukaryota, Apicomplexa, Aconoidasida, Piroplasmida, Theileriidae. The record is from RefSeq and is a predicted model, not a curated record.